Periophthalmus magnuspinnatus is the source of this 2128-nucleotide messenger RNA. RefSeq names its product DAZ associated protein 1 (gene dazap1). The transcript has 13 exons. Gene Ontology annotation, cellular component: cytoplasm. NCBI's taxonomy places the organism in Eukaryota, Metazoa, Chordata, Actinopteri, Gobiiformes, Gobiidae. The record is from RefSeq and is a predicted model, not a curated record. Bases 135 to 1445 code for a protein of 436 amino acids. Gene Ontology annotation, molecular function: RNA binding.
AACCCGCAGCUCCUCCGCACGGCACCGGCGUCACUGCGCACACGGAGCCAGUUUAAACACGGAGCGGAGUGACCUUCUCGGCUUCAGUCCGAGUCUCCACCGGUCCCACCGACACUAGCGCUCCAGCCUCAGACAUGAACAACAACUUAGUGGGAGAUGAAGUCGGGAAACUUUUUGUUGGAGGCUUGGACUGGAGUACAACACAAGAAACCCUCCGAAACUACUUCUCGCAGUAUGGAGAGGUAGUAGACUGUGUCAUCAUGAAGGACAAAACUACAAAUCAGUCACGAGGCUUCGGCUUUGUCAAAUUUAAAGACCCAAAUUGUGUCCGAAGUGUGCUGGAGACCAAGCCCCACAGUCUAGAUGGUAGAAAUAUUGACCCGAAGCCAUGCACUCCCAGAGGAAUGCAGCCGGAAAAGUCUCGUACUAAGGAGGGCUGGAAGGGCAGCAAAGCUGAUAGCAAUAAAUCUAAGAAGAUAUUUGUAGGCGGCAUCCCCCAUAACUGCGGAGAGCCUGAACUCAGGGACUAUUUCAAUCGAUUCGGAGUGGUCACAGAGGUGGUAAUGAUCUAUGAUGCGGAGAAGCAGAGGCCCCGAGGUUUUGGAUUUAUUACUUUCGAGGCCGAACAAUCAGUGGACCAGGCUGUCAACAUGCAUUUUCACGACAUCAUGGGCAAAAAAGUGGAAGUGAAAAAAGCCGAACCUCGUGACAGUAAAGCUCCAGGGCAGCUGGGCCCGGGCCAGUGGGCUCCCAGGGGCAUCCUGACUGCAGCCAAUGGGUGGACAGCACAACCUGCCCAGAGCUGGACACAGGCGUACGGUCCACAGGGAGUGUGGGUAUCAACUACAGGCCAGCCCAUAGGUGGCUACGCUCCAGCACUGACAGCCGCUCGAGGGACCCCCACACAGCCCCCUUCACCUUUCAAUGCCUUCCUGGUGACCACUCCAGCGGCCAGCUUCGCACCUCAGGGCUAUCCUCAGCAGGGCUACAGCACAGCACCACAGUUCGCAGGUUACAGUUUUGCCACAGCGCAGGCCGAGCAGUUCGCCGCACAGGUCCCUCCUCCCCCCACCACUCCUGGGACCGCUCCUCUGGGCUUUGCUCCGGCCACCACACCAACUCAGGACCUCAGCAAGGCGCCGACCGGCCAACCCGAGUUCCCCUACAGCCAGUAUGGCCUUGGUAACUACCCCCAGGACCCCUCGGCCUACGGACCCACACGCCCCACUCACACUUAUGGUCAGGAAGAGCAGGGAGGCUAUAGCGCAGGUUAUGGCCAGGAGCUGACAGCGUUCACCCACAGUUUUGCAGACCCCACACAGCCCCCCGCCUCCUACGGCACACCAACAGCACAGGCACCUGCUCCCGCCCCUCAGCCCGCCCCCAGCGCCUUCGGACGGGGACAGAACCACAACGUACAGGGCUUCCACCCGUACAGGCGCUGACCCCACGCUCCGCCCGCGCCACAGGGACUACUGCAGGAGGCAGGGACAUGUGUGACACAUGUCUAACACAUAUGUCACACAUGCGGGCUGUUGGCAAACACUGUAUGCACAGGUGUGGCGGCGCAGGUGUGUCUCACAGGUGCGCAGUCGCACAGGUGUGGUGGCACAGGUGAUGUCACACAGGUGAUGUCACACAGGGAUCCAGGACUUUUCAGUGGCUCUAAAGACCGUCAGCAGAAAAAGCUUUUCCCCCUCCCCUCCUCCGUGUUUUAUAGUAGAACUACUUUGCAAUAAUUUUGAUUGUCUGGUCAAACACUAGCACAGAGAAUAUAUGUGAAGAGACUUGAUAAAAUGUAUGUAUAUUUAUGGUGGACAAAAAGUCAAAACAGGGUCUCAAGUUUUCUCAGCUUUAAAUUCUUGGGAAAAUGUUUUUAUUUUUCAUUUGAUGAAUUUUGUUUACUUUCUGAGCCUUUAAAGUUUGUUUAAAAUGGAGAUUAUGAAUAUAUAUUAUACACAAACUGUGCAAUUUUUUAAAAAGAGAAUUUUGUACUAUAAAUGUACACUUUGCUUGUUUUUUAUUUAAAGAUGUAGACUUCCCUCAGGUGGCUGUUCGGGUGCAUUUUGCACUUAUGCAAAAAGAAAAAAGGACAAAUUAUUACAAAAUAAAUGUUUUAACAAAGCUA